Messenger RNA from Spodoptera frugiperda (fall armyworm), 2583 nucleotides. RefSeq lists its product as uncharacterized. The record is from RefSeq and is a predicted model, not a curated record. NCBI's taxonomy places the organism in Eukaryota, Metazoa, Arthropoda, Insecta, Lepidoptera, Noctuidae. The coding region runs from base 1 to 1563 and encodes 520 amino acids. The transcript has 3 exons.
AUGGGUUCCCGAAGUAAAAAAAUUCUUUCUAUGGUUCCCAUUCCCGACAAUAAUUUAAAGAAAAACAAUACAUUCGUUGAAAACUGGUUAGCGAACUGUCAUCCGGAAGAUCAGGACAAUGAUCAUGAUUCCAAGUUAGAAUCCUCUCGUUUUUCCGUAAAUAAUAUCACCAGUACUUCCUGCGAAGCAAAAAAUGAACUGUCAGCUACUGACAGGAGCACAGUAUGUGAUAAUGCCGUGGAUACAGUAAUUCAAGAAGUAAAUGCUGAUUUAAUUUUACUAAAUACCGUAACAGAGAAUGUCACAUCGAAAGAUAUUGAAAACGCAGUCAUUACUACAGAUAGCAAAACAUUUAACCUUUCUGAUGAUGAAGAAAUAGUUUCAUCCAAUGUUGUUAUCGCAGAUGUAGUGCCAGAAACCACAUUAGCAAAAAGAACCACCGCAAAAAAAGGCACAAAAAAAGUUUUUCAGCCAAUUCGUAGAACAUCCAGUUCUAGCAGUGAUUCCUCUACCUCUAGCAGUGGUUCUUCCAGCUCAAGUACCGGAUCAUCUAGCUCAAGUUCAUCUAGCUCUGGCAGUCGUUCCAAGCACUCUAAAUCUACAUCUCGCUCCAAACAUCCUUCUAAUGUGUCAAUUGUACAUCAUAAUGCAGCUUCUGAGAAUAUUCAACCAAGCAUUGAACAAGCAAGUAUUGUAACAAAGGCUAAAAAAAGAACCAGAAACCCAAGUCAGUGGCAAAAGAACCAGAGAAAGCAAUUAAAAAACACUGGUCAAGCAUACACAUCAUCUAGAGGUAAAUCCAUGCCGCAAAAAAGUAUUCGACCACCUUGUACGAGUACCUGCCGAUUGUCUUGUUCAAAUAAGUUCACCACAGAAGAUAGGGAUGUAAUAUUUAAGACAUACUGGGGCCUUAAUUCUUUUCAAAGACAGCGUGACUUCCUUGCUUCUUGUGUAAAGCAAGUUGAACCUGAAUUCCGUACCAUCAAGAUUCGAAAAGGUGGCGACGUGAAUAGAAAAUGUAGAAAACCAAACACAUCGUACUUUCUAGUAAAUAGAGGUAGUGAAAUAAGGGUUUGUAAAACGUUCCUAUUGAAUACAUUGGCUAUAAGUAAUAAACCACUACGCACUGUAACUGAAAAUAAAUUUGCAAGCACAAGUGUAAUUCCAACGGAUAAACGCGGUAAGCACGGAAAACAGUCAAAGUUGGAUGCUGAAACAAUACAAUCUGUACGUGACCACAUUAAUUCAAUUCCUAGAAUGGAAAGCCAUUACAUCAGAGCUAAUUCAUCAAGAGAGUAUAUAGAUGGAGGUUUGACUGUAGCCGAACUUCACCGUAACUAUAGUCAAAAACGUAUAGCUGACAACAAGGCACCAGCAAAUUACGACGCAUACCAUCGGAUUUUCAAUACCGAAUUUAAUAUCAGCUUUUUUAUUCCGCGUAAAGACCAAUGUGACGUGUGUGAGGCCUUUAAGAAUGCUGUAGAUAAAGAACCGUUGAUGUCCAGCUAUAAACUACAUCAAGAGGAAAAGAGUCUUAGUAGAAUAGAAAAAAACAAGAUAUAGACGAGUGUAAAAAGCCUGAUAGCAAUAGCAUUGUGGCUAUAUUUGAUCUUCAAGCCGUAUUGCCUUGUCCUAUAGGUCAAUCGUCGGCAUUUUUUUAUAAAAGUAAACUUAAUUGCUAUAAUUUCACAGUAUCAGAUAUUAAGAUUAAUAAAACAUUCUGCUUCUUUUGGCAUGAGGGUCUGGGUAAACGAGGAGCCAAUGAAAUAGGUUCUUGUUUGUACAAUUUUUUAAAAGAAUGUUCUUCGACUAAACCAAAUUCAGACAUAACUUUUUUCUCGGAUAACUGUUGUGGCCAACAAAAAAACAAAUUUAUUCUUAGUUUGUAUUAUUAUGCCGUUUCAACCUUGCCAAUUAAAUCCAUUACACACAAGUUUCUAAUUCGUGGACACACGCAGAACGAAGCUGAUAGCGUCCACUCUGUAAUAGAGAAAAAUAUUCGUCGAGCAAAAAAAUCAGGGCCAAUUUACACCCCAGAUCAAUAUGUGGCUCUAAUUCGUAAUGCUAAAAAAACCGGUAACAGUUUUACUGUUAAUGAAAUGAGUUUUGAUAGUUUCUACGAUUUAAAGUUACUUUCUAACGAUAUUAACUUGAACACGGGCAAGAAUAUUGACGGCGAAACAAUCAGGAUUUCUGAUGUCAAAGUCGUGAAAUUCAUUAAAGAUUCUGAUACCUAUUUGUACAAAACCACGUAUAAAAGUGAACGUUGGAAAGAAGCUAAAAUUAAAAUUAGUCGUGCAGGCAAAAAAAAUAUCUCAGAUAUUCAAUUGUGUGCGGCAUACAGCUCUAAGUUACCAAUUGCGAACAAUAAAAAGCAAGAUAUUCAACAACUAAUAACUGCUAAUAUAGUUCCAAAAUAUUAUGAAAACACAUUUAAUAGUUUAUUUGAAUAAUAACAUCUUUUUGAUAUUUAUAUUAUAAUAAAAAAUAUAAAUAACUUUUAAUAAUAGGAACGAACAAUGUUCUUAAUAGUAUUCAUUUAUUGUUAAUUAUUUCUUAAUAAGUAUCGUUUGCUGUCUACUG